CACAGGAGGAGUGCCCUGUGUCUGCUCGAGAUGGCGGCCAGAACGGAGAACGCGAGGGCCGAAUAAACACCCAACCUGCGCGUCUGCAACCUUCCGAGAAGCGCAAACCCCGUCAGACACACUCACUUAUCAUCAACCAUCACGGAACAGAAGCGCGCCAUGGAAGGCGGGAAACCCUCCCUGCCGAUGGUUUACCAGGCCGUACAGGCGCUGUAUCACGACCCGGACCCUGCCGGCAAGGAGCGCGCCUCGGUCUGGCUAGGAGAGCUGCAGAGAUCGAUGUACGCAUGGGAGAUCUCGGAUCAGCUCCUGCAGCUGAAGCAGGACGUAGAAUCCUGUUACUUUGCAGCCCAGACCAUGAAGAUGAAGAUCCAGACAGCAUUCUACGAGCUUCCCCCUGAGACCCACAAUGCACUGAGAGACUCACUCCUGUCACACAUCCAGAACCUCAAAGACCUGUCUCCCAUCAUUGUCACACAGCUUGCGUUGGCAAUCGCUGAUCUGGCUCUUCAGAUGGCCUCAUGGAAAGGCUGUGUUCACACCCUGAUAGAAAAAUACAGUAAUGAUAUUUCCUCCAUGCUUUUCCUGAUUGAGAUCCUCACCGUUCUGCCAGAGGAGGUGCACAGCCGUUCUUUGAGGAUUGGAGCCAAUCGACGGACAGAGAUCAUCGAGGAUCUGGCCUACUAUUCUACCACAGUGGUCACUCUUCUGGUGUCAUGUGCGGAGAAGUCCGGGAACGAUGAGAAGAUGCUCAUCAAGGUGUUCCGCUGUUUGGGAAGCUGGUUUAAUUUGGGAGUGCUGGACAACAACUUCAUGGCCAGCAAUCAACUGCUGAUGAUACUCUUCCAAGUGCUGCAGAGAGAUGAGACGUCCACAAACCUGCAUGAGACUGCAUCAGAUUGCGUGUGUUCAGCACUAUAUGCGAUAGAGAAUGUGGCAACACACAUGCCUCUGGCCAUGCAACUCUUCCAAGGGGUCCUUACUUUAGAAACUGCCUACCAUAUGGCUGUAGCCCGAGAGGACCUUGACAAGGUGCUAAAUUACUGCAGGAUCUUUACUGAAUUGUGCGAGACGUUUUUGGAGAUGACCGUAAGGACUCCUGGGCAGGGCAUGGGUGAUCUGCGCACACUAGAACUGCUACUUAUCUGUGCCGGACAUCCCCAGUAUGAGGUGGUUGAGAUCUCAUUCAACUUCUGGUACCGCCUGGGAGAGCAUCUUUAUAAAAUGAACGAUGCAGCGCUGCACAGAGUUUUCAGACCUUAUAUACAGAGACUCCUGCACAGUCUCGCCCGCCACUGCCAGCUCGACCCAGAUCACGAAGGAGUUCCAGAGGACACAGAUGAUUUUGGGGAAUUCAGGAUGAGAGUGUCUGAUCUUGUGAAAGAUGUAAUCUUCCUUGUGGGCUCCAUGGAGUGUUUCUCACAGCUGUAUUCGACUCUGAAGGAGGGAAAUCCCCCAUGGGAAGUAACUGAGGCUGUGCUGUUCAUCAUGGCUGCCAUUGCAAAGAGUGUUGAUCCUGAGAAUAAUCCAACUCUGAUGGAAGUGUUGGAGCAGAUAGUGUUUCUUCCUGAGACAGUCCACAUUGCUGUCCGCUACACCAGCAUUGAGCUGGUCGGAGAGAUGAGUGAAGUGAUCGACCGGAACCCUUGCAUGUUAGAUCCUGUUUUGAACUUCCUGAUGAAGGGUUUGAGAGAGAAAUCGUUGGCGUCUGCGGCAGCUAAAGCCAUUCACAACAUCUGCUCUGUGUGUCGAGACCACAUGGCACAGCACUUCCAGGGCCUGCUGGACAUUGCCCGUGCUCUGGACUCUUUCGCCCUGUCCACAGAAGCUGCUGUCGGCCUACUGAGAGGCACAGCGCUGGUGUUAGCCCGCCUCCCCUUGGAGAAGAUUGCAGAGUGUUUGAAUGAUCUGUGUGCCAUUCAGGUCAUGGCACUGAAAAAGCUGCUGGCUCAGGACUCCAGUAGUGGAAAGUCAUCAGACCCUACCGUGUGGUUGGACAGACUGGCUGUUAUCUUCAGACACACAAACCCCAUUGUGGAGAACGGACAGACACACCCCUGCCAGAAAGUAAUCCAUGAGAUCUGGCCAGUGUUAUCUGAAACAUUAAAUGCCCACCAGGGCGAUAACCGGAUCGUGGAGCGCUGCUGUCGCUGCCUGAGGUUUGCAGUGCGUUGUGUUGGAAAAGGCUCCGCCUCCCUGUUACAGCCACUUGUUACUCAGAUGGUGGGUGUGUACCAGCUGUACCCUCAUUCUUGUUUCCUGUACCUGGGCAGCAUUCUAGUAGACGAGUAUGGCAUGGAGGAGGGAUGCAGACAAGGACUGUUGGAUAUGCUACAGGCCCUCUGUAUGCCCACCUUCCAGCUGUUAGAGCAGCCAAAUGGACUGCGGAAUCACCCUGACACAGUGGAUGACCUGUUUAGACUCGCCACCAGGUUUGUUCAGCGCAGUCCAGUCACUUUGCUAAGUAGCAGUAUUAUCGUCCACAUCAUCCAGUGUGCCAUCGCUGCCACCACCCUGGAUCAUCGAGAUGCCAACUGCAGUGUUAUGAAAUUCAUCAGAGACCUUAUUCACACUGGGGUUGCCAAUGAUCAUGAGGAUGACUUUGAGGUGCGGAAGCGUCUGAUUGGUCAGGCAAUGGAGCAGCACGGCCAGCAGCUUGUCACUCAACUCAUCAACACUUGCUGUUUCUGUCUGCCUCCUUACACUUUGCCAGAUGUGGCCGAGGUGCUCUGGGAGAUCAUGGUCUUUGAUCGGCCGACGUUUUGUCGCUGGCUGGAGGCUGCACUCAAGGGUCUUCCAAAAGAAACAGCAGGAGGUGCUGUAACAGUCACACACAAACAGCUCACUGACUUCCAUAAGCAGGUCACGAGUGCAGAGGAAUGUAAACAGGUUUGUUGGGCGAUAAGAGAGUUCACCCGGCUGUACCGAUAGCUGUCUUUUAACAGCUCAUGCUGUAAGACCAGGUCAGAUUUUUUGUUUUGCAAACAUUCGGCGGUAGAGGCAAAGGGAGCCAUGUUGACCACUGUUGAGAAACUAAAGGGAACUUUUGCAUGAAGGAUUUGUUGGGCUUGGCACCAUGGGAAGCCAACCAAUCGGUUUGGAGCUUUGGCGUGGCAGGGUUUCAGGAAAAUGUUAAUUGCCUUGUGGGUGUCAAAAGUCAGGAGCCCCAACCCCUCCCUUUACCCCUACAAGCACACUGAUGCCAGCUGAAACAAGAGAGGGGUUUUGAAAGGGACUUUGUCUUGGGCGGGCCAAGUUUUGGAUAUUUAAAGCGUUUAAACCCAUUUCAAAACAUGGAUAAACGUCUGCAUCAGUUGGAUUUUUGUGGGAUCCAUCGACAAAAACAAAAGGAUGUGCCUGGUUGCAAAUCAUAAUGCAUUGUUAAAAUGAGAGACUUGUACGUUUUUAAAAACAAAUGGAGAUUUAUUUUCAUGGACGUCUGUUUAGAGAUCAAAACAUGGCUUUGCUGCCAGUGCCAUAAAAAUGAUAACCAAAUGAAAGAUUGUCAUGAGCAUUAGCCUGUGGGACUAUUUAAGAAAUGUCAAAGGGAGAAUCUUGGGAGAGUUGGUGUCACCUUUGAUCUUUUUAAAGUUGGCUGGAGUUUUAUCUGUGCAGGUUAUGCUGUAAAAUAUGAAGUGGACUGGCAGGUGCUUUUUUUUUUUUUCUUUUUUUUUUUUUGUUCGUUCUAUCACCAUCUCAGCACAUGGCAUCUUAGAUAUGCAGAGAUGUUCGUCUUGAGCGUGUGCAGCCAUUGUGCAUACAAUAAAUCAAACAUUGUG
This is a messenger RNA of Xyrauchen texanus (razorback sucker), 3779 nucleotides long. RefSeq names its product transportin 3 (gene tnpo3). NCBI's taxonomy places the organism in Eukaryota, Metazoa, Chordata, Actinopteri, Cypriniformes, Catostomidae. The coding region runs from base 160 to 2931 and encodes 923 amino acids. The transcript is spliced from 23 exons. Gene Ontology annotation, cellular component: cytoplasm; nuclear membrane. Gene Ontology annotation, molecular function: small GTPase binding. Gene Ontology annotation, biological process: protein import into nucleus. The record is from RefSeq and is a predicted model, not a curated record.